Verruconis gallopava is the source of this 1981-nucleotide messenger RNA. RefSeq lists its product as uncharacterized. The record is from RefSeq and is a predicted model, not a curated record. The coding region runs from base 65 to 1849 and encodes 594 amino acids. The transcript has a single exon. Lineage: Eukaryota; Fungi; Ascomycota; Dothideomycetes; Venturiales; Sympoventuriaceae. Gene Ontology annotation, biological process: oligosaccharide catabolic process. Gene Ontology annotation, molecular function: alpha-amylase activity.
CUUUGAUAAACAAGAGGUUUUCCUGUGCGAGAGCUGAUUUCCUGACCGCCCAGAGAGAUUGCAAAUGGCCACCAACACUUUCUCUCACCCAGCGUGGUGGAAAGAAUCGGUAAUCUAUCAGGUGUACCCAGCAAGUUUCAAAGACAGCAAUGGCGACGGAUGGGGCGACCUCAAAGGCUUAACGAGCAAGCUGGACUACAUUAAGGAGCUAGGAGCGAACAUAAUAUGGUGUAGCCCAUUCUGUAAAAGCCCACAAAAGGACAUGGGCUACGAUAUCAGCGACUACUGCGACGUGGACCCCAAAUAUGGGACGCUAGCGGACGCAGACGAACUUAUUGCUGAGAUGAGGAAAAGAGAUAUGAAGUUGAUGGUUGACCUGGUGGUGAACCACACUAGCGAUCAAGCGAAGUGGUUUCUAGAGUCGAGAUCGUCAAAAGAGAAUUCAAAGAGAGACUGGUAUAUAUGGAGACCAGCUAAGUACGAUGCCGACGGAAAACGACAGCCACCGAACAACUGGUCCAUGAUCCUCGGUGAGGAGAGCAGUGCGUGGACAUGGGACGAGCAUACGCAGGAAUACUACCUUUCCCUGUUCACCCCCUACCAACCAGACCUCAAUUGGGAAAAUCCGGAGGUACGUGCUGCCGUUCACGACGUUCUUCGCUUUUGGCUGGACCGCGGAGCGUGUGGCUUUCGCAUGGACGUUAUCAACCUCAUCUCCAAAGUCCCGGGACUGCCUGAUGCCGAGGUGGUUGCUCCAGACCAUCGAUUCCAACCAGGCUUCAAACAUUUCGCAAAUGGGCCACGGUUGCAUGAAUAUCUACAUGAGAUGAAUCAAAAGGUUUUGAGCAAGUAUGACGCUGUAACUGUCGGUGAGAUGCCAUGGGUUCGGGAUGAGGACGAAAUACUGCGUGCUGUACACCCUGAUCGACAAGAACUGAGUAUGAUAUUCCUUUUCGAACUUGUGGACAUCGACAACAUUCCGGGAUCGUACCGAAUGACUAUGUACGACUGGAAGCAGUCAGAAAUCCGUCGGAUUUUGGCACAUCAGCAGGAAAUGAUGCAACGACGAGGUGGUUGGAAUUCAUUAUUCAUAGAGAAUCAUGACAACCCACGUUCCGUUAGUCGUUAUACAAGUGACGACGAGCAGUACCGUAAUCACUGUGCAAAGCUGUUGGCACUGAUGAUGACAACGUUAAGCGGUACAGUUUUCGUAUACCAGGGACAGGAGCUCGGUAUGAAGAACUUCGCAGGUGAGACGAACCCGGAAGAGUACAUGGACGAUGUUGAAUCAAUAAAUUACUGGAAGAAGAUGAAGACAAUGUACGGCCAUGACGCAAAGAUGAUGGACCAUGCAAAGCAUGUCGUCAAUGCAAAGUCAAGGGACCACGCAAGAACACCUAUUCCUUGGACGGAUGAGACACCAAACGCUGGAUUUACGGAGCCAUCUGUGAAGCCAUGGAUGAAACUAGUACCAGAUUUCCAAACAAUCAACGCCAAAGCUCAGGUCAACGGCCAUGAUCCUCAAAACGAGUCUGUUUUCCAAUUCUGGAAACGAGCAUUAACCCGUAGACAAAAAAACAAAAGCGUCUUUGUCUAUGGCCAAUUUGACAUCGUCGGUGAUGAAAAAGGCAACGACGAUCCAAUCUUCGCGUACACAAAGUCGGACGGCUCGGAUAAAUGGCUCGUGGUGUUGAACUUCUCUGAAGAUGCAAGAAACUGGAGGGUGCCAAGUAAUGUCCAAAUCAAGCAGUGGAUCGCAGGUAAUUACAUAAACGGCGUGCUGCAAAAGCAAUCAUCCGACAUCGUCUCGCUGAAGCCUUGGGAGGGUCUCCUUGGACAGUGUAAUUAGAAUAGACGAGCAGCCUGUGUAGGUGCACUGGACUAGACACCCGGAAGUUACGGUGCCUGUAAAGGAAACAGAGCAUGUCGGUGGACUCUGGGCUUUAGACAGUCAAUGUUAUCUCCCAUUCUUCAAGAAAAA